CAGACUCCCUCAUCCGUGGCUGCGGAGAGUUUCAGCGCAUCAACAAGAAAAGAAAACUUAUAAACGAUGUAUUUUAGACGCUGAAACUGAGCUUUGUACUGAAUCGAUGGGUUUGGAAAUGAGUAAAGUAACUUCUUCUUUCUGACAGGACUCUGAGGGCGCGCGGCGGGCGCGAGUGCUCAGUCUUUCUACAGACGCAGUGAAAUGAAUCAAAUGCUAUUGUGAUGUAAAAAUGAAGUCGGAAGCGAGCGAGGACUGACAAACGGGGUUUAAAAGUGAGACCACUGCCUGGAAAAGUGGCACACACAAAUCAAAUUUGCCUGCUUAUUUCCAAAUGUAAAUUUCUGAAGGGCUGGAUAAGCAGGUAGGGAUGUGAGGUAGGUGCUGUGAACACAAAAUCAGGAUGGUUAUUUUUACGCUGCGAUUUCAAAUGAAGUAAAUCGAGGAAAUGAGACAUCACAUCGUUGAAGUUUUGACUGAGAAGAAACAUCCAGGACAUCCUUGGCCGUGUUCCUCGCGGAGUUUAUUGGUUGACUGAGUAACUAAGGGACGACCUCGUCCAUUAUUUUCCCAAACAUUCCAGCUAUGGAUAAUACUUUUCCAGGCAGCAGCAGUAGCGCUGUGAUCCAGAAGGGAAAGUUCGUGUUCGUCGAGGCUCAGUUGCAGGGUGGAGCGCCCUGGGGUUUCACGCUCAAAGGUGGGCUUGAACACGACGAGCCCUUAAUCAUAUCGAAGGUGGAGGGCGGCGGGAAAGCAUCUCUGCUCCAGCACCCCCUACAGGCGGGAGAUCUAGUGGUCGUAAUUAAUGAGGUGGAGCUGAGCGGAUGGAGGCAGGAGGCCAUAUCACUUGUUAAAGGAUCUUAUAAAACACUACGGCUCACGGUGCGAAGAGAGUGUUGUCCAGGACCUUGCUGUUCUGACCUGCGUCCUCUCAGUCCGUCCAGAGACAACAAAUGCAGCGGAGGAGUCAAACUACGCAUUAAAAACAGACGGAGUGAGCCUGGAUCUCGACCUCAUUCUUGGCAUUCUACGAAGCUGGGCGACGGCCCUCAAGACUCAGACAGCAUGAUGCAGGUCACCCAGGGCGGUGUGGGAGCCCCCUGGCACCAGAGCUACCACUCCAGUGCUUCCACCACAGACCUAUCAGGAUUUGAGACGGGAUUUCUUAGAAAGAGCCCUGAUCAGUAUAGUUCCCGGGGCAGCAUGGAAAGUCUUGACCACAGUCACCCAGCCUACAGCUCCUGCUAUCAUCUAUCAUCCUCCAAAUCAUCCAGCAGCAUCGAUCAUCUACACAACAAGCGGGAUUCUGCAUACAGUUCGUUCUCCACCAGCUCCAGUAUCCCAGAGUACCUUGCAGCCACUCCAUCAUUUAACAAGGAAAGGUCAUAUUCCAUGGAGAAUGUUCCACAGAGGGAAGGGAUGCAGCAGGCUGAUAUACGCUACGUACGCACUGUGUAUGACAACCAACAGGGGGUGUCUGAGGAGCACGAGAUCACCUCUGCAGCUCUAAUGAGAACCAAUGACAGCAGAGCACAGUCUAAAAGUGGCAUGAACUGUUAUCGUGGCAGCAGUAGUAGUGAAAGCAGUGGGAGUAGUGGAAGCACUUCCAGCUCACAACGGCAGAGUUUUGGGCCAGUCUGGGAUCCAACGCACAGCCGGCACUCCUUUGAGAACCUAAAGGGGGCACCAGCUCCCCCAUUACGCAGUGACAGCUAUGCAGCAUUUCGCAAUCAUGAACGUCCAAAUUCUUGGUCGAGUCUUGAGCAUGCUCGGUCACAAAGGGCACUUUCAAAGGGUUUCUGGCAGCACUCUAGUGGUUCUGUGGCAACAGGAAAGUCCUCAUUUGGAGCUGAAGGUCAGUUGCAUACAGUGAUUGAAAAAAGUCCAGAAAGUAGCCCCACAACGAAACCCAAGCAAGGCAUUCCUCAGCUCGCACAACCUGGCCGCUUCAUGUUACCAACUGGCAUCUACCCCGUUCCUCCUCCCGAGCCUCAUUUUGCACAAAUCCCAACCAGCAACCCUAACUCUGGUAGUGUCUACCCAGCCCUGGCCAAGGAGAGCAAGCACAACCAUCACUGUGACCACUUGGGAGGACUUGUAAAAGAGGACAGGCUCGCCGUUGAAAACGGAUACCAAAGCAAUGCUCCCACCCUGAACCCUGUCCAAACACUUGCUUUGGCAGAACCUAGGCUUUCUGAUAGAGUUCAAGAUGACUCGCAAGUCAAACCUAGUUUUUAUAGGUCUCAUUUUCAACCACAAAUGCAGAAGUCACAGACACCUCAUGUUCCCCUGGAAAGGAGAGACCCUUACACCCCUGUGCAACCAAGAGGAGAGAGGCAAAGGUAUUCGGUUGAUUCGGUUUACGACAACUACAGGCCAGCUCGAAAUGAAGAACAAAAGAAAACCAAUGAGCAAACAGUCCAUCCAGACCCAAUACACUCUGGAAAAGUUGUACAGGGACAAGCUGCUCAAAUAUAUGGAGGAAAUUUCAUCCAGACUCAAGGAAAUGACAUAGUCAAACCUUCAAGGCACUACAGUGACUCUAGUGCUCUCCGGCAGAGAGGUCAAGACCUGGAUAACCCCUUGACCAGACUGGAGAAUGCACUAGCAGAGGUUCAGCGAUGUGUAAGUCCUGAAAGUACAACUAGCCAUUGCAGUUUUCAGAGCGAGCGUAGCAUGUCAGUACUGGAGAAAGUCAGUCAUUUUGAGAGACAGCAAGUCAAACCUCGCAGUCAGAGCAGCCUGUCCCAUUAUGGAUCCACACCUCGGCUGAACCAACCAGCAAGACCCUCCAGUGCCAAGGGCUCCUUUUCUGGUAAAGAAGAUGUGCGCACCAUGUUGGAGAGAAGCAACAGCUCAGUAACUGAAAGUUACCGGAGAACUGAGAGCUAUGAUGGCCAUGUUGAUAUACAGCAGGAUUUCCAUACAAGACGUGGGAGUAGUGAUCAGGUCCAAUAUCACCAGCAACAAGACCCUACGGUCACUCAGAAGAAGUUUCUUCAAAGGAGUAAGAGCACCUUUCAGCUUGGUGAGGGGAAUGGUAAAGGAGAUAUUCAUGAUAUAUUGGGUGCUAUUCAAGACACAUCUUUUAACAGAGCAUACAGAGACAGCCUUAAAGAUGCCCAGUCUAAGGUUUUGAGGUCAACUUCUUUCAGAAGGCGUGACUUUGGUGUAAACCCUCCACCAGUGCCAGCCAAGCACAUGUCCCUAGAGCGAAAAGGAACCAAUACAAGUCCCAAAGCAGUUACAACAUCACCACACACUCCAAAAGAACGCCAUGUUGUUCCUGUUGAAGCACAAAACAGAACCACUCCUCCUGAACUCCCCAGUGUCCCAGCUGUUGGACCCCCAGUUAUGCGGAUUUGUGGACGCAAACGGUUCACAAUGGAGCAAAAGAAGCGAUCAUAUUCUGAGCCUGAAAAUAUGCAUGAAGUUGGAGUGACUCAGGAAAUCAAUCAAGUUGAGAGGAGGGUUCAACAGCAGUUUCUGUCAAGUGAGACAAGUGUAGCAGACCGGCGCAGAAUGUUUGAGCAGGUGGCAAAUCGUAAUGCUGACCCUAGAUUGUUCUCCUCCAGGCCCGAUUUGAAACAAAUGCAGCAAGAUGCUCUUGUCGAGUACAUGGAGCGUAAAACGGGUAGAAGAAUAGAUGGACGCCCAAACCGCCCACAAAGUGCUUAUAUACAGUCCACUUCAUCUUCUGCAGACUCACGGAGCCUCAGCUCCACCCCAAGUCUGUCCUCUUUGCAGGAGCCAGGAUAUGAUGGGCUCUCUGGUGGUAUUCGUAAAGCCUCCACCCUUCCAGCAGGAAUGCAAGGCAACUUUUACCCAAAUAGGGCCACUCAAAUCCACACUAGGCCUGAGGUUUUUGGCCAUCAGUCACAAGUCGCAUAUCCUGAAUCUCAUAAUCCAGGCCCAGCUCUAACCAGACAUACCCUUCCGCAGCACCUUGAGGCAGUUUUUGAGAGAGCCACCACAGCCAGAACCUCAGGGAGGUCAGCUUCAGCUGAGGAUUUGCUGGAACGCAGUGAAGAACGUCCCAUUCCUCAGCACUUCAGAUCAAAGUCAUCUCCAGUGGAAAACGUCAGUCAGGACUUUUUAGCCAGAGACCUUCAGUUAUUUAGGGGUUCCUCCAAGGAUUUCUCAGAAAACAGGAUGUUGGUGAACAUGGGACCUAAACAGCCAUCAAAUUCAACACGUAUGGAGAGGAGUUACCAGCUAAACCAAGGUCCAGUACAGCAAAAUACACCAGUGUUGAGACGAGAGCGUCAGAGAUAUUCGGACCGGCCUAGAGCACAAAGUGCAUCUGGUCUAGCUGCAUCUGUAGGACUCCCUUGCCCUUUAACCUCUCCAGGCACUAACACCAACCUCGAAUGGCAAAACAGAGACAGACUGUGUCAACCAAACCUCGACUUGAUUGCAUUUCCAGAAACUGGCCGACAAAAUCAGAAGAGUCCAUCCACAGUACCAGGAAUGAUUCGGCAAAACUCCAGCGACACCAGCACUUCUGAAGACACCCUGAAGGAUUUCCCAUGUCCGGUCACCACUCCAUCACCACCACCUUCAUCAUCCAGUUCGAAACUUUCCAUAAGUCCAGACUCCCCAACAAAACCACUUCUCUCUCUUCGCAUCUCAGAGUCUAGCCUUCACAAUAUGCACAACAUAGCUAGGUCUCAAGAUGAUGAUGAUGUGUUUAUAGCUCCACCUACACCUUCUCCUCCUCCACCACCACCACUGCCUUAUAGAGAGAUAGAGAUUAUGGAGGAUUUCCCACCUCCUCCACCUCUCACACCUCCAGUCGAUGAGGAUGUGGGUCUAAUGGAGACUUCACAGCAUCCAUUACAGCCCAUCAGCAGUGAUGAGAAUCUGACCAAUGCAACAGCCCAUCCAGAGCCUGAACCACUAACAACCAACAGCUCAACUCCACCAGCGAGUCCUUUGGAGCUUGAAGCCUCUGAGAUACUGGGCUCCGACUGUCAUCUACUGUCCCGGAGAGAGCGGACACACACGGAGCGGCUCGUGGAGACUUUAGCCAGAGAGCUGGUAAAGCAUGACAAAUCACUGACCUCACUUCUAGACACCUGGGCUGGUAAAACCACACUGGACCUGAUGGAGGACAUCUUCCCUUCACACAGGACAAGCAGCAGUCAUCUGGACAACAGGGCUCAAGAUGGUGCAGAUUCUCAAACGCCUCCCAGAAAAAUGGAAACCAACCUGGACGAUGAAGAAGCUUAUUUGAAUCAAAAGAAGGUGGAGUUGCUGCAGGCGCUGCGGGCGAGUGUUCAGUCUCUGCGGGAGGAGAGGGAGUCUCUGGCGGAGCAGCAGCAGGUCUGCGCGGCUCUCGGCGGCUCCACGGAGGCAUUGGUUCAGGAAAGAUGCAAAAGCAACGAGAAGGAGAAAUUCCGCAUGUUUGUGGGAGAUUUGGAGAAGAUCGUAAAUCUGCUGCUGUCUCUGAGCGCGAGACUGGCGCGAGUGGAGAACAGUCUGAGCGCGCUGCAGGAGGAGGAGGAGGAGCACGAUGACGAGAGGGAGUCUCUGCAGCUAAAGAGGAAGCAGUUGUGCAGUCAGCAGGAAGACGCUCGCGAGCUGAAGGAAAACCUGGACCGGCGCGAGCGAGUUGUCCUGGAUAUUCUCGCGGGCUACCUGAGCAUCCCGCAGCUGCGCGACUACCAGCGCUUCAUCCGCAUGAUGCCAGCUCUCCUGAUCCGACAGCGCCACCUAGACGAGCUCAUCCGCCAGGGGGAGGAGCAAACGCAGAGACUAGAAGAGUCCCUCCCCUUUCAGCACCACCCAAAGAACGCUGACUCCGCCCCCAAACCGACACACACUCUUAACUCCACCCACCUGCCACGCCCUACCACUGUGACCUCACUCUGACUCCGCCCACUAUGGAUCAAUCACACUGACUAUAAGUGCCUUAUAAAUAAUGAAGGAAGUAGCCGUUGGGUUUCCUGCGCAUCUACACUACAAAUGCACACUAUAGCGCGACACUGAAGCACAAUGCUAAUUCGAUGGCAACAUUUUCGAGCCCUGAGCACUUUGGAACAGAUGAACCACUACGAUAAGAAACACACACACACACACACACAAAAAACACUUUUUUCUGUCUUGUUGAAAUUUCUGUCGAUUAAAAUGUGACAGGUGAUUAUUUAUGAUGAGUUUAGAAACAGUUUUGUAUUGUGUACGUUGCUGUACAUAUUCCAUCCCCAUGUUGAUUUUAAAAUAUAGAUGGUUAAAAAAGAAACGCUGAAUUAGUGUUGCCACGAUACUGAAAUUCGGUACCGAUCGGUACUGAAAUUUUAGAAACAUCCAUUUCCCGCUAACAUUUGAGCACUGUUGAGUACAUUCUUAAGCAGUGCUGAUUUGCCCUUGUGUUCACGUCAACAGAAACGACUGUGAUUGGCUGUGAAAGUCAUCAGUUCACCAAACUCACCGCUGUUUACUGUGUGUAACAGCAGAUAUAGAAACACUGGAGCAUACUUAAACACCAUGAAACCCCCAGUCUCAGCAGGGUGUUUUCACACCUCUAGUUUGAAAAAAGUCAGGAUAGUGGGUGAGUCCAGCUUUGUUUAGGUGGGAGUGGCAAAUGGCGAAAAAGGGAAGGUUUUGCAUGAAAAGGGGAGUUUCAUUACGUGCACCACAGCUGAUUUUCACAGCGGAAACACAAACAAAGAUGCCCAUUGCUAAUGGAGAUUCCUAAUGGAGAUUCAAAAUGGAGAUUCCUAAUGGAGAUUCAAAAUGGAGAUUCCUAAUGGAGAUUCCUAAUGGAGAUUCCUAAUGGAGAUUAGAAAUGGGUACCGAAACUCGGUACUUUAUCGGUAUCGGUGCUACAUUAUAAAAGACAGAAGUAUCGAUAAGCUCUGACGUUAACGGUUCUGCUAUAGGUACUCGAGAAUUAUUGCUGAAUAAACAUUACUUACAGUAGCAUAAUUUAACUGACCUUUUCUAAUUUGCCAUAUUCCAUAUUCGUCUGCACAGUUAAUAAUCUCACAUGAGAAAUGCUUGUGUUUCCGGCGAGCGCGUCAAUUAUAAAAGCUUUCACAGUUCUCGGCUGUGCGCACGCAUUCAGCGGAGACUCGCACUAAGCGCACACACGUAGCUCGAGACAGAGACUCAUGCGCACACAGCUUGUAAGCUUGCGGAGUGAACUAAAGGGGUUGUGUUUUCUGAGUGGACAUCGACAAUGUCCGCUGCAACAAACGCAACAAGUUGUUUUCUUGUAUAAGCGGAAACGCAAGCAUCUGGCUAAGUGAAAGUAUCUUUCAAAAGUGCAAUGAAAAGUUUUUGACUGCUACUAACAGUAACAAUACAUCAUCCACAUCGGUAUGCCAAUAGUCAAUCACCUAAAUUAGUAAUAGUUAAAUAAACACACACUGAAUUCAUUCUGAGAACUCGGUGACGUCACAUUGUAUUGGCUGGUACAGACAUCCAUUCUUCACACUGAAUGUUUAUUUCUAUGGUGCUUUUACAAUGUAGAUUGUGGAAUUUACACAAGGAUCUCAUGGCCGUGACAUAGCUUCAAAUUUUAUUUUCAAACGGGAUGAACGAACUUGCUCUAAACAACUCUAAAUUUUCACUUGUCAGCUAAAUAUAUGUGUCCUAGUGGUGUCUUUAGCAACGUGGGACACAUUUAUAUGACUGUCAACGUCUCAAAAACUGCGCUUUGGUGUUUCAUGACCCUUUAAAACCAUGAAGAUCAGUCAUCAGCGGAUCGCUCGUAUGUCAGCUUAUAAACACACCAGCUGAUCUUCACGACUUUAAAAUGCUCCGGUGUCCCUGUAUCUGUGUUUACACUCAGUAAACAGCGGUGAGUUAGGUCAACUUGAUGACUUUCACAGCCAAUCACAGUCAUUUCACAAUGGCAAAUCAGCGCUGUUUAAAAAUGCGCUCAAAUGUUAGCAGGAAAUGAACGUUUUUUUCAAUUUCAGUAUCGAUUGGUCUCGAAUUCCAGUAUCGUGACAACUACGUUGAAUAGAUGUUUGUAUUUUUGUAAGCGAAUACUAGCGAGGGGUGGCUUUCGGGCUUUAACAGGUGCUAUUAUAUGGAAAUGGCGGUAAAUGAUGUUUCACUGGCACUUGAACACAAUAUCAGUACUUGGUUUCAGUAGCGAGUAGGAUGUGAAAAUCAUUCAAACUGAUCAUCCCAGCCUGAUCUCUCAAGGAAACGUAAGUAUUUUACGUUUUGUCAGUUUAGUGGCUAAUUCGUACGAUUUUAAAAAGGAGGCGUGGCACCUAACCCCACCUCUAACCCCAACCAUUAUUAGGUGAUGAGAAAAUCGUACUAAAUUGUCCGAAUUACAUCAUACGAAUUCAUACGAAGUAGCCACUAAAUCAAAAAGUUACGAAUUGCCGUGAGAUUGCGUUGGAUAAUCCAUUGAAUAUAAUUCAUGAAGCGGCUGCAUGCAGGGUUUUAUUACUUCUUUUGUUUUGGUUUGGUGAUCGUAACGCUCAUGCCCAAACUGUUUUUCCAUUAUAUUUUAUUUUCAUUUGUGGCUGUUUUCUUUUUAGUUAUUAUUAUUAUUAUUAUUAUUAUUAUUAUUAUUAUUAUUAUUAUUUUGGAGAGCAUCUUUCAUUUAGAGAAAAAAUAAUCCCUGUUCAGCUGUAUGAAAACACUCAAUCGCAGAAAUGUUGAUAUUGGACUGUUUAUGUAUAAGAGACAGAACUGUUGUUGUUUUUCUUGAUGGAGGUAAACAGAGGAGAAGGUUCAGCCAUGCUUUACACUGUUUAAAAGUAAAAAGAGCACAAUUGGAAGGCAAAAUAAAUCUAUUUUUUAAGUACAA
Molecule: messenger RNA, 8776 nt
Organism: Danio aesculapii
Lineage: Eukaryota; Metazoa; Chordata; Actinopteri; Cypriniformes; Danionidae
Gene: shroom3
Product: shroom family member 3
Exons: 11
Coding region: 586-5874 (1762 amino acids)
Biological process (GO): actin filament organization
Cellular component (GO): apical plasma membrane; adherens junction; apical junction complex
Molecular function (GO): actin filament binding
Source: RefSeq, a predicted model, not a curated record